CUCCCCUCGAGAUGGAAGGAAAAUGGUAGUUCCCGGAAAUGACCUCACGAUCUCCAGGCACGGCUUCCGCUCCUCCCGGAAGUGACGUCGAAAGCCGGCUGAGCGCUGUGGAGGGCCGCCGCCACCAUGGGCCGCGAGUUUGGGAACCUGACGCGGAUGCGGCACGUGAUCUCCUACAGCUUGUCGCCCUUUGAGCAGCGUGCCUUCCCGAACUAUUUCAGCAAAGGCAUCCCCAACGUGAUGCGCCGCACUCGCGAGCGCAUCCUGCGCGUGGCGCCGCCAUUUGUAGUGUUCUACCUGAUCUACACAUGGGGAAACCAGGAGUUUGAGAAGUCCAAAAGGAAGAAUCCAGCCAUGUAUGAAAAUGACAAGUAAGCGGUCUGCACCUCGAUGGAUGACAGUCCCCUGACUUUGAAAGACCCUUUCCGGGAGAGGAAUCCACACUGUAGUUUUGAAGACAAUAAACUACUUAUGGACUUCCCUUUG
Mastomys coucha (southern multimammate mouse) is the source of this 486-nucleotide messenger RNA. Its product is annotated as cytochrome b-c1 complex subunit 8. The transcript is spliced from 3 exons. The record is from RefSeq and is a predicted model, not a curated record. NCBI's taxonomy places the organism in Eukaryota, Metazoa, Chordata, Mammalia, Rodentia, Muridae. Bases 127 to 375 code for a protein of 82 amino acids. Gene Ontology annotation, biological process: mitochondrial electron transport, ubiquinol to cytochrome c.